AUGCCUACACCAUCGUUCACACAGCACCCAUUCCUCCUCAGCGUCGAGGAUGUCGCCAAACAACUGGAAACGGACGUCGACAAGGGCCUCACGGCCGUGCAGGUGAAGCAGCGCCAGGCGCACUAUGGGCGCAACGAGCUCGAGGUCCAGGAGCCGACGCCCUGGUACUCGAUCCUGAUCAAGCAGUUUUGCAAUGCCAUGAUUAUUGUCCUCUUUAUCAUCCUGGGCGUGUCCUUUGGCAUCGGCGACGUGAUUGAGGGCGGCGUAGUGGCGGCCGUCAUCGUCAUCAACGUCACCAUCGGCUUCUACCAGGAGUCGCGCGCCGAGAAGAAAAUGGACGCGCUGCGCACGCUCUCGUCGCCCAGCGCCACCGUGGUCCGCGACGGCCACUCGACGGUCGUGCCCAAUGCCGACGUCGUGCCCGGCGACGUCGUGCUGUUGCGCACGGGCGACACCGUGCCCGCGGACGCGCGCCUCUUUGAGUCGGUCAACCUCAGCUGCGACGAGCAGCUGAUGACGGGCGAGUCGAUGCCCGUCGACAAGGUGACGCACAACCGCAUCCUGGACCCGACGUCGACGUCGGGCGCCGUGGCCACCGAGGCCGCGCGCGUGACCGACGGCGACCGCAUCAACCUGGCCUUUGCGUCGACCAACGUCAGCAAGGGCCGCGGCCGCGGCAUUGUCAUUGCGACGGGCAUGGACACGGCCGUGGGGCGCAUUGCCGCGGCGUCGUCCGGCAAGCACAGCCGCAAGCCGGGGCGGUCGAUGAACGUGCGCAAGUACGGCCCGCGGCAGGCGGCCCUGGGCAGCGCGCGGCGGCUCUGGGACCUGGUGCGCAAGCUCAUCGGCCUCAAGGACGUGACGCCGCUGCAGCGCCGCCUCACGUACCUGGCGUACGCGCUGUUUGUGCUGGCCGUCGUGAUUGCACUCAUCGUCUUUGGCGUGCACAAGUUCGACCUCAACAGCGAGGUGGUGCUGUACGCGACGUCCACGGGCAUCGCGCUCAUCCCUGAGUCGCUGGCCAUUGUGCUCAUCAUGACCAUGGUGCAGGCCACGCGCGUGAUGCGGCAGGCCAACGUGGUGGUGCGCGACCUGGCGGCGCUGGAGCUGCUGGGCGGCGUGACCAACAUCUGCUCGGACAAGACGGGCACGCUGACGCAGGGCGCCAUGAUUGUCAAGAAGGCGUGGCUGCCGCGGCAGCGCGUGCUGACGCUGCACGGCUCGACGGACCCCAACGACCCGACGACGGGCACGGUCCAGGAAGACGACGCGACGAGGGCGGACACGAACACGAACAAUGCAAACAACGCAAACUACGCAAACAACUCAAACAACACAAACGACGCAAACAACGAGCCGGGCGACGGCGCCGCGGCCGUGCGGAUGACGCCGGGCCUGCGCACGUUUCUGCUGGCCAGCGCGCUCUGCAACGCGGCCACGGUGCGCCAGGACCCGGAGUCGGGCGAGUGGCAGGCGAUUGGCGAGCCGACGGAGAUUGCGCUGCAGGUGUUUGCGCAGCGGUUUGGCAUGGGCAAGCGCGCGCUCGAGGCGGCCGGCUGGACGCAGCGCACCGAGUUCCCCUUUGACAGCACCAUCAAGCGCAUGAGCGUCGUCUACGACGCGCCCGCGGACGUUCCGGCCACGGGCGACUUUGUGGGCGCGCAGAGCGCCCGCACCAACAGCAUCGUGCUCACCAAGGGCGCCGUCGAGCGCAUCCUCGAGCGCUGCACGUCGAUGGCCCGCGACGACCAGGACGCCGAGGGCGAGGGCGAGUGCGAGCCCAUGACGGACGCGCACAAGGAGACGAUCCUGGCGCAGAUGAACACAUUUGCGCCGCUCGGCCUGCGGGUGCUGGCGAUUGCGUACCGGCCAUGGCACGGCCGCUUCCAGGACGAGGGCCAUGGCGAAGGCGAGGGCCAGAGCGAGGGGGCGCAGGCCACCGACAAGGAGAGAAGGGACACGGCUGCGGCCACCGCGCGCGCCGACGCCGACGCCGAGCAGGACCUGCGCGCGCGCGUCGAGCAGGACCUCGUCUUCGUGGGCCUCGUGGGCAUCUACGACCCGCCGCGCGUGGAGACGGCGCCGUCGAUCCGCGAGUGCACGGACGCGGGCAUCCACGUGCACAUGCUGACGGGCGACCACCCGGCGACGGCCGAGGCGAUUGCGCGCGAGGUGGGCAUUCUGCCGGACGCGUCGGUGACGGGCACGCUGCCGGCGGACGUGGCGCGCUCGCUGGUGCUGCCGGCGACGGCCUUUGACGCACUGUCGGACGCGGCGCUGGACGCGCUGCCGCAGCUGCCGCGGGUGGUGGCGCGCUGCACGCCCGAGACCAAGACGCGCAUGAUUGACGCGCUGCGGCGCCGCCAGGCGUUCAGCGCCAUGACGGGCGACGGCGUCAACGACGCGCCCAGCCUGCGCCGCGCCGACGUCGGCAUUGCCAUGGGCUCCGGCAGCGACGUGGCCAAGGGCGCGGCCGCGAUUGUGCUGGCGGACGACCGCUUCAGCUCCAUCGUGGCGGCCGUGCGCGAGGGCCGGCGCAUGUUUGACAACAUCCAAAAGUUUAUGCUGCACCUGCUGACGUCCAACAUUGCCGAGGUCAUUGUGCUCAUCAUCGGCCUGUCCUUCCAGGACGCCGACGGCUUCUCCGUCUUCCCCGUCAGCGCGCUGCACAUUUUGUGGAUCAACAUCUUCACGUCGGCCAUGCCGGCCCUCGGCCUCGGCAUGGAGAAGGCGUCCAUCGAGGUCAUGCACCGCCCGCCGCACGGCCGCGGCAUCUUUACGCGGCAGCUCGCCUGGGACAUGCUCAUCUACGGCGUCGUCAUGGGUGCCGUCUCGCUGCUGACCUUUGUCGCCGUCGUCUACGGCGUCAACGGCGGCGAGCUCGGCCACGAGUGCAACCGCGAGUGGUCCCCCAGCUGCCACGCCGUCUUCCGCGCCCGCGCCACCGUCUUCGUCCAACUCACCUACCUCAUUCUGCUGUCCGCCUGGGAGUUCAAGGACAUGCGCCGCUCGCUCUUCCGCCUCAACCCCGAGAACCCGCACCCCUUCCCCCUUAACGUGGCCACCGACCUCUGGGCCAACAAGUUCUUGUUCUUCUCCGUCGUCAUCGGCCUCAUCCCGCCCAUCGUCCUGGUCUACGUCCCCGUCAUUGGCGAGAGGGUCAUGAAGCACCGGCCCAUCACCUGGGAAUGGGGCCUGGUGUUUUCCGGCAUUGCCGUCUUCUUGCUGGCGGUCGAGGGCUGGAAGUACACCAAGCGCAGCAUGGGCCUCUUUGACGAGACCAUUGGCGCUGCGAGGCACGGCCGGCGCCGUGGGGGCGGCGCCAACGGCGGUUCAGUCGAGGCCGGCCGGCCGCCGCUGAUGCAGAAGAGCGUGACGAUGAGCACCAUGCAGUAG
Molecule: messenger RNA, 3396 nt
Organism: Sporothrix schenckii 1099-18
Lineage: Eukaryota; Fungi; Ascomycota; Sordariomycetes; Ophiostomatales; Ophiostomataceae
Product: calcium-transporting ATPase
Exons: 1
Coding region: 1-3396 (1131 amino acids)
Biological process (GO): intracellular calcium ion homeostasis; calcium ion transmembrane transport
Cellular component (GO): plasma membrane
Molecular function (GO): ATP hydrolysis activity; ATP binding; P-type calcium transporter activity
Source: RefSeq, a predicted model, not a curated record